AUGCGGGUCUACUACUUUGGGGUCCGCGUCAACUGGGACAAGUUGUUGGCCAUCGAUCAACAAAAAGAAAGCUUCAAAGCCCAAAUCUUCGUGGAAGCUACGUUGCUACAUCCCCAAAAAGUGCGCGAGUGUGAUGAGAAAGAUGUCCUGAAAUUCUUCACAAGGGCCACCGUGGAGAAUAGCUUAGCGAAGCCGAAGGAUGACGAAUUUCCGACACAGGAUGACAAAAAGAACUGGAGAUUUGUGUGGCUCAUCCAUGGUGAGUUUGGGGAAGAGUUGGAGCUGCAAAACUUCCCAUUCGACACCCAGGACCUCUCUGUCAUGCUCCGCUUUGGAUGGUCCCUCAGCCGACACCAUCCGGCCAUAGCACACAGUUUUUCAGUCCCAGAAGGUUGGGAGUUGCUGGGUGGGGAUCCGGCCGAGGCCUUGCAAAGACCGCAAGGAGGUACAGGUGCGCUUCGUCGACUCUCGCAAAUCCAAGGUGUGUUCGUGAACAUCUUCUGCUUGAAGAACGCAUGGACCGAGCCAAAGGCCGUUGAUGUCAGAUUUGGCUUCACCAAGAUCGAUGAAAAUUGGAAGCCCACGCCGGAGGAGCCAGAAAUACCAGAUCAGUUUCCCCUCAUUUGGAUUCGCUGUCAGGUGGGCCGAAAACCCAAGUUUUAUUUGCUGAAUGUGGUUUUACCUGUCGCCUCCAUUGUCUUCGCGAGCAUCUCUUCGCUUGCUGUUUUUGAGGAUAUGGGUGGACGGCUUGGUGCAACCUUAACGUUACUGCUGACGGCAGUGGCUUAUAAGUACCUUGUGGCCGAGAUGGUGCCAAGGAUAAGCUACAACACGCUGUUAGACUGGUACGUCCUCAUUUGUUGGGCUUUCCUGCUUCUCAUGGUGCUGGGAAAUUGCUUCGUGCAUCACGAUGCCAAAACCGCAGUGGGCUUUACAUUUGGUGCGCUCUUUGCGUUCUUUAACGCCGUGUUUGCCGUUGUUUGCCUCAGAACGCACCGUGUGGAGCGUCAGCGUUUGGAGAUUUCAGAUGACCACGGCGACCAUGGAGAACCCUUCCUUGGUGCGACCAGUUCGGAUGAGGAGAAUGAGGCCUUGGUGAUGUACUACACGGAUGACUUCAACACGCAAGACCCUCAAAACCUCACUCGCACUUUGGAGGAAGUGAAGGAGGACUUGGCAGACAUGGGAGAUGUGGAAGACAUGACGGAGAAGUGGCUCCUUGUGGCCAGCCCUCAAGAUGCUGAAGUCUUCGAUUCAGGGGACGAUGUCAUGCCAAUCCUCGAGGAUGAAAGAGAGGGAUGCAGAGAAGAGUCCUAUGGCUGCUCCAGAAGACGAAGAAACCUAAGCCUGCUCAGGCGCAAACAGAGCACCAGCUGGCGCAGUCCCAGAGGUGACAUGACAGCCUUCGACUUGGCCUUGAAGUAUGCUCCCGACCGGUUGCGGACUUGUGGAGGAGGAAGGCCUUGUCAGGAUCCCUGGAUGCCAGAGUUGAUUCGGAUCGCGGUGUUCGUGGGGUUGACCAACUUUGUCGUUUCAACCAUCUCCGCUUUAUCGAUCAGCUGGAUCCUCUGGGCUUCCCUGGAGGCCUACGAGACUGAGGCAAAAGCAUGUCCAGAUCUCAGGUGCGACCGUCCUAUCACUGGCAAGCCUGUCCCCCUCAAAGCCAUUGGCUUCAUCAAGCCGGACGGGUCUGAUGCGCAGCUGGUUCUGAUGCAUGUAGGCCCUGAAGUACCUGCAGAAGCUGAGCAGGUCUUGCUUCAGCGGCUGCGGGCUUGGCUGAAGUCGCCCGUGGGGUCGCCCCCAAUCCCCUUCAGCUUCGAGCCGGGGGAGUGGUUGAGCACCCUCCUGAGGGAGUGGGGCGUGAGGAGCCGCCCACUCCUGGGGUCACCGCCAAGGCGCCACCUGCCUCCACCCCCACCGCCUGUGCCAGGGGCUGGUGGGAGUGACCCAGGACGCCAGCGCACAGAGCUGGUAAAACGGGAGGUAGAGGAUCCUCCUAGAGGUGAGGCUGCAUCGUCAUCGUCCAGAGUCGCCAAGAAGGAGAAGAAGUCCAAGAAGCCGAGACGCAGGAGCUCUUCAUCACACAGAGCGGCGCGGAGUCCUUUGGCCAGUCCAGUGAGGCCUGCUGGGGUCCCUCGAUCGGACUCAGACGAACGUGCCAGUCGCCGAGAAAAGAAGGCUCGACCUCUGAGCCCAAGAAGUCCAUCUCGUCCACCGCAACGCCAUCGACAGUCAGCACCUCCUAGCCAGAGGCCGUUGGGGAGGUUCUGGCAAGGGGCCAUUCCAGCUAGGAGGCCUGCUGCGGCUCUUCCUGUGGGGCGAGCUAGAACCCGCAGCCUGAAGCGUCCAGCAAGGGAUCUAGAAAGUGAGGAGCAGCUUGAGGAAGUCUUCAACGCCUGGGACGUCACCUUAGAGCAAUGCCGGGCCAUGGAAGAUGUGGAGGUCGUGACGGGCAGUUACUGGGAGGCCUCAGCCAGGGCAGUAGUCCGAGUACAAGAGGUCAGCCUCCGCAAGGGGGAGUUGUACUUGAAAGGGCCUGUCCUGGGCACGCAGAGCGAGCAGCUGUUGAGAGCGGCUUCAGAGCGGGAGCGCCAUGUGGUGGAGGUGCAUCUCUGCCCCCAGGCGUGCACGGGCGGUCCUCAUGCCGAAGGGGUGAUGCACGCUCGUGUACUUCGACGUCUUGGAGCUCAUCGAGAACCUUGGAUGACCAACAUGGUCCCGGAGGAGCGGCGUCCCGACCAGGAGGACGAACUGGCCGAUGUGAGAGCAGACAAAGAGAGGAUGCAGAGAGCCCGAGAACGCAGAGCCGGGGAUGUCAGGGGAGGCGAGAUGCCCCCUGGAGACUCCGAAGAGAAGGCCGACAAGAAGAAGUCAAAGCACAAGAAGAAAAAACGAAAAGACUGGAAGGUGGAAGGGCAGAAGGAGGUUGCCGUUAUCUUCAAGCACACCGGAGCCGAUCCAGACCCCAGUGUGAGGCGGACUUUUUGCCGCAGAGCCGCCCGUCUGGCUCACAAGAAGAGCAAGGGCGUAUCAGGGAGCAGCAGCUCCAGCAGCAGCGGCUCGUCCAGCCCGACCCGGGGCGACGCGAGUUUGUUUGGAGCUGCAGGCCGAGUCCAGCUGAUCGGAAAGAAACUUCCCGGGACUUUGUCAGCGGCGGCCGUCGAGGAGAUAGGCGAGAACCUCGUGACCAGCGAGGGCGGGCUUUGGGAGGUAGGCGCAGGAGCCCUACCUCCUUUGUACCUGAGGUACUUCAAGAGCCAUCUCUCUUCCAAGAUGGCUCCCGCCAUGGCGAGAGAGGCGCACACGUUUUGCCAGGCAUUGGAUUUGAUGAUCCGAGGCCGCAUCGCCGAGAGCCUGGACCUUUGCUCUCAGCGAGUAAAGGCCUUAGAAAUGAUGGCAAACGGCUGCCAUUAUACGGUAGCACAACAACAAGAGUUGCUACCGCGCGAGGGCAUUACCAUCUCCACGACGUCAGAGUUCCAGGAGGCCGCCCGGAGGGCGAGGGAAGAUGGGAAAGCCCGAGCAGAAGCUUCAAGGCCGUACGGCACUCGAGGAGCGGGCGCAGGGAGGAGCGACGAGUGGACGAAAGGCAGCGGCAAGAAAGGAGAUCGAAAGGGCAAAGCAGGAAAGGGCGACUACAAGAAGCCAGAGGGCGAGAAGGGAGACCCCAAGAAGGGGAAGGGGAUUAUUGCGUAUAUGAGGGCAGUGAAGAAGGAGCUGGAAGCUCGAAACAUACCGGUUUUCGUAGUUGAAGCAACCGUCGGCCAAAGUUUUGCUGACCUGACACGGAUAGGAUUGGCCCGUGCCAAAGGCAUGGUAGCAUUCUGCACCUCGGAAUAUGGUGCAUACACUGGUGUAGGAUAUGAAACUUUCCAUGAGCUUGAAUUUGCUCAUGAUUACCGGUUGCCCUUGUUUCCGAUUAGGCUCUGCGAGCAGUGGCCACCAGCGCCGCAGAACAACGAACGGGGCAUCUAUCAGAAUCAAUUGGUGUUCAAAAAUGGCCUGGUGUACAUAGAUGAUCGGCAGAUGACUCAGGCCCAAUGGGUUGCUGAUCAGAUCGCUGAAUCGGUGGCGCACUUGGGCAUUUUCGAAACAAAACCACGAGUUUCACCGGAAGAACUUGAGCGUUUGCGGAAACUGGCUGUGGAAAAGCAGAAAGAAGGAGCAGCCCCGUUGCCGGUGGUGCGCCUUUGCUUCGUCGGUCGAGGUCGCGCAGGGAAGACGACAACUCUAAGGCGGCUGAAAGGUGAACCAUUUCGAGAUGAAGAGCCAUCCACCCAUGGUCUAGAUGUUUGGGCCGGCCAAGCUGAAGCCCAUCUACAAGCAGACGGAAGCGAUGCUCUUCGGAAGGCACCAGAGGCCGAUGUGGAGAAUCCGGGGACCGCAUACUCUCGUGCAGCGGCGCAUGUCAAGCAAAAGAAUGAUGAAUUCAUCCGCCCCUUGCGCCGGCACCUGCAACACAUGGUGUUGCAAUUUGUCACUCCACGUGACAGUUUGGAGGCCGAUGAUGGUGCCGUACCAGGCUGUUUGGAACUUUGUUUUGUUGCGUUGAAGAAGUUGAAUUGUGGAAUUUGUGGACUGGUAAAGUGGUCGAAAGAUUCAGUAAAGUCAUGGCAACAUGCAGGAAUGAACUUGUGUGAGUUCACCAUCCGUGCCAUGCAUUCUCCGUAUCCCGUCAGGGCCACAGCUCCGAUGGUUGAAGUUGAGAAGGUUGCGCCAGAUGCGGAACUCAAAUCAGGGCGCAAUCUUGAGAUUGCGUCGAAUCUGCGGGUAACCCUCUCAGACAAGAGUUGGCUGAUUGUGCCAAGGGGAUCUUCCAUCAAAAUUGAAAACGAGGCUGGCGUGGGUGCCAACGGCAUCGAGAUGAACUUCCACGUCUCCUGUGACUUUCUGCAGCUGGAAGUAGUUCAACAGCUUCUCAAGGGCAUGCAGCCUACAGGCUUGUCCAACAACGACGCCGAGACAGUUUUGAGGUUGCUUAACCUGUUAGGCACUUUAGUGUGGAUGGACCAGCCCGAGCUUCGAAACCUUGUGCUGCUAAAUCCACGCCGAGUUGCAGUUGCAAUGGCAUCAUUGAUGACCAUUUGCUUUGGCCAGGAGAACUUUGAACACAGAGAUAUGAUGAUGAUUGAGCGCAAAAUCACUGAACAUCGUAGUGAUCUUCUUCGGUUCCAGUCAACAGGGAUCGCAACGCGCAAGUUGAUCAGAGGACUUUGGAAAGAG
Messenger RNA from Cladocopium goreaui, 5223 nucleotides. The record is from the annotation of a GenBank genome assembly. NCBI's taxonomy places the organism in Eukaryota, Dinophyceae, Suessiales, Symbiodiniaceae.